Molecule: messenger RNA, 1604 nt
Organism: Suillus subalutaceus
Lineage: Eukaryota; Fungi; Basidiomycota; Agaricomycetes; Boletales; Suillaceae
Product: Alpha/Beta hydrolase protein
Exons: 4
Coding region: 177-1289 (370 amino acids)
Molecular function (GO): hydrolase activity
Source: RefSeq, a predicted model, not a curated record
GCUGCUUAUGUCGCUCGAAGUGAAUUCCAAACACUUUGAAUCCUCGCCAAUGAUCAACAUAUAUAUGAAUUGGGCCUCUGAGUCUGACGGUCUCUGACCCCAAGGUGUCUGGCUUUCUGCUGUUCUGCUGGGUCACGUGCACUUCGAGUCCUUGCCACGGCCACUGCAAUGACUGCAUGUCCCAGCACCCAGAUCUCAGACCAGAAUCAGCGAUGCCAGAAAACCAAUGCAACGUUGACGGUCCUUUGACCUUUACUUAUAAAGAGGUCGACGGAAUCAGCGUCCUGCUCGACGUCUAUCUUCCACCAGACGACGUCGACCAACAGUUCACCGGACAGGCGAUUCAGUAUCACCCAGCAGUCGUCUACUUCCACGGAGGGGGGCUCACUGUAGGGAAUAGACGAAGCUGGUUCCCUACUUGGCUGAAAAGCCGGUUGUCUGCACGCGGUAUCAUAUUCAUCAGUGCAGAUUAUCGUCUUAUUCCUCCAGGGACUGGAUAUGAUGUGCUUGCCGAUGUGAAGGACGCCAUCGCCUUUGUCGCGGGAGAUUUGAAUGUUCAGCUUGAUCAGGAGCUGGCUCAUCUUGGCUCUGAUUCACGUUUCCGCAUCGAUCCCACGUCGAUCGGUGUAGCUGGAACUAGCUCGGGCGGGUUCUGUGCGUAUCUAUGUGCUAUUUAUGCAGUCCCGAAACCGAAAGUAGUUCUCAGCUUAUAUGGUAUGGGGGGCGAUUUACUGACAGACCAAUAUCUCGCUCCCAAGGCACAGUCUUUCCUCCGGGGGAGAGAAAUGCUAGAUCCCGCACAGUUUUCUGAAUAUAUACAUCCCACUUCAGGCUCACCACUCGCAUACCAUCCACAGUCAUAUCACAUCCCAGGAUACCCUGCAAACCCACGAAUGCUAAUAUCACGUUUAUACCUGCAACUCGGGGUCGCCUUGGACUAUAUUACAGGCCAGCAUGAACCAAGUCUUAGUGUUACGUUACGCAAGGCCAUCCAUACCGAGGAUCCCUUCGACGAGGCACUCAUUUCUGAUCACAAGAUUAUUUUUCCUCAGUUCAACGUUACGUCGGAUUGGCCGGCAACAUACCUCGUCCAUGGAACUAGUGACACGGCUGUCCUCCUGCGAGAGUCUCGUAAUCUGCAUUCCCUGCUCUUGAAGGCUGGCGUAGAAGUCGUAUUGGAAGAACUACCAGGUCGAGAGCAUUCGUUCGAUUAUCAACCAGGCGCAGAGCUGGAACACAAAGGAUCAUUUGAUGACAUGGUUCAAUUUCUUUAUCGCCACCUAACUUAGAAACAGUACCUAAUUUGAUGGAUGACUUGGAUUGACUAGUGCUGACUCUUAGUCUUGGCGGCUAGAUAGAUAACACAGCAUUGAGUACAGUAUUUAAUAGGCUUCCUUAGACGUGCUCGUCAUCAUCACAUACGUAUUGGUGGUUGAGACGUUUCACCAACGUUUCACAGUUAUGGUUUAUAAACUUUUCCCUAUCACCGAACCGGACGUGGAGAAAUACAAAGCACUCCGCUUGACCUCCCUCAAAAUCGAUCCUGCCUCAUUCAGCUCCACAUACGAACGCGAGAUUGCGUUCACGCCUGAAAUCUGGGCACA